AUGGCCGUUGGGAGGCAGUUUCUCUGGCUUCUGCGAGCACCUUCCCGUGUCAUGGCGCAGGGUCCGCUCCAGGGCGCGGUCCCCUCCAGGGGCAUGCACGCCAAGCGCGACCCCCGAAGGCUCUCCAUCGAAGGCAACAUCGCUGUGGGCAAGUCCACCUUUGUGAAGUUACUCGUGAACACUUACCCAGAGUGGCACGUAGCUACAGAGCCUGUAGCGACAUGGCAGGAUGUCCAGUCUGCUGGCCCCCAAAAAGGCUCUGCUCCCCAAAGCCUUGGAAACUUGCUGGACAUGAUGUACCGGGAUCCAGCACGAUGGGCCUAUACCUUCCAGACCUUUUCCUUCAUGAGCCGCCUGAAAGUCCAGCUGGAGUCCUGCUCGGAGAAGCCCGAUGAGGCCGGGGGCCUGGUGCAGGUGUUUGAGAGGUCCGUGUACAGUGACAGGUAUAUCUUCGCAAAGAACCUUUUUGAAAACGGCUCCCUCAGUGACAUCGAAUGGCACAUCUAUCAGUACUGGCACACAUUUCUCAUGCAGGAGUUUGCCAGCCGGCUAAGAUUACAUGGCUUCAUCUACCUCCAGGCCACUCCCCAGGUCUGUUUGAAGAGGCUGCACCAGAGGGCCAGGGCAGAAGAGAAGGGGAUUGAGCUGGCUUACCUCGAGCAGCUGCACGACCAGCAUGAGGCCUGGCUUGUUCGCAAGACAACCAAGGUCCACUCAAAAGCCCUGCAGAGCACUCCAUUGCUGGUGCUGGACGUCAAUGACGACUUUUCAGAAGGAGGAGCCAAGCAAGAGGAACUCAUGAGCAAGGGUCGGAGUCCACCCAGCCCAGAGGCCCCACACAAGAAAGGCCUGGUGAACCGCUGUCAAAAAAUCAGCCACUGACCACCUUCUGGAGCUCAGUUGUAUGUGAGCGAGCACACACGUGCCUUCAGUCAGUGUUGGCUCCACAGCAGCUGGUGUUGAUGGUGUGAGGAUAAGAGGCCAUACAGGCCAUCUUCUGGGUACAGAGUAGUGGCAGCCUGCUCUGGGAAGGACAAUUACAGUUCAGCUGAGCCUUGAAGGGUGCGGCGAAUAUCUGGGGUGGCAGAGAGGGCAGGACACUCUGGGCAGGUGAGCUCCAUGGGCCAAGGAAGGACAAUGCCUGAUGUGAGAGGCCAGAGGGGGUGAGAACUUGCCCCUCAGUGUCGUGCAAGGCUAACGGACUGUCAGAGGGCUGCCUACCCACCAACAAAGUGUCUUGGCUCAAAUGGCAUCCAAGCUGGGCAUGAAAUGAUAGUAGAAUUUUGGGAAUAAGAGUUGUAGCCAUGUUGGCUUUGGAGAAAACACCUGAGCCAAGUGUCCCAGGGGAACAUGACCACAAGGCUAUAACAAUGAGGGAAACAAAAUUUUAUUCGGCAUACGUGGGAAAAAGAAGAGAGAUGUGGGAAAUGAGCUGACACCCCAGCAAAGCUAUGUCUGAAGAACAAUACAGCACGUACAGUGGAUACACCAAGUGAGGGUUGGCCCUUCCACAGACAAACUCAAUGUUCACAGUAGCUUUUCCUUGUGGACAAAAGGUGGAUAGCUUCCUUCUAUCUACCAGUCUUUAGCUCUAACAAAGAUUCCCAUAAGCCCAGUCUUCCUUAUUUUUUGUCUGCUUCAAUCAAUCUAUCUUCCUACUUCUCCUUGCCUUCCCAGAUUGAUUCCCUCUCAAGGUGUUUCACCUUGGCAGUUAGGUCGGUGUCAGUUCUUUGAUUGGCAUUAAAGCUCAAGCUCACUGAUUUGUAGCAGCCCUGUGGGACAGGGUAGAAUUGGCCCUGCACGUAUCCACAACUGUAGCUUUCCAGGAGUAGAAAGCCCUGUCUUUCUCCCAGGGAGCAGCUGCUAACCCUGCUGAUCACAGACGGCCCAGUGAGAAACCACCAGGGCUCCCUGGCAAGAUGGCAUCAGGACAGUUUUCCAGUGUAGGAUCAGAAAUCAGCUCUGACUACACGCCAAAUGCCUUUGGUUUCAGACACUAAUUCAAAAGGCAGGUACCCUGUGUGUCUUGGGGAAAGAAAGCCGUGGAGCGAUGUUUUCCAGUGUCCAGGGCCCUCCUUUCUGUGAGGAAAAGACAAGACAGCCCUUCAUGCAUGUUGUCUCCGCAGGCCUGUCUGGAUAGGACAGGCUGGAUGAACAAUCUUCUCUGCUCCUUUUCUUUUCUGAUGGCUCUGCUUUACUCCGGUCAUCGAUGGGAUCAUCGUGAGCAACAAACUCGGCUCCAGUUUUGUCCAUUUCUUUUUCUCUUAAGGUCAUCCUUCCACAUGUUGUAGAUGUUGAGUGACGUGUGGUCGGUGCUGGUGGUUUAGAUGGAGGCUCAUCAUCAGUGUUAGAUUUCUCAGAAAGUUUUUGGCUCACAGGCCAAGAAUGCAAACCUGAAAACUCUGACCCGGAUGUGUGUACAUCCAGGAGUACUAAGUCAUUAUUAAGAGUCUUCAAAUAUAGGCUAUUUAUAGGACAAUCUCAGCUAGGCUUGAUGGUCCUCAUGGAGGGGGCUUAGCCGUCAGAGAAGAAGCCGCUGCUUCGUCCUCCUUGGCCACCUUCUCCAGCCACCCUCCGUUUCUUACUGUUCUUAACUGCUUCUCUUCUGCAUGAGGCCAGGCCAGAAUGGCUGCAUCUAGAAGGUGCCUCCAAGGGGUCCUGGGCAGCCAGGGAGCCUGGCAGAGAGCUGGGGGAGCAGACCCCGCAUUCCAGGCAGUUUCCUUCCUGCCUGGUGGCUGGCAGGGAGCCCUAAACUUGACCUCAAAUGACCUAUGUGUUCCCUUCCUGGGGAGGCUUCCAUUGCCAAGAGCAGUUGAGAGCUGCUUUUUUUCUCCUUCCAAGCAGGAACUUUUUCUCGGCUCAGUCAAGCUUCUGUUGCCCUCAAAGUCUCCUUUCCCGGAGCUGGACCUCCCUCCUCACUGCCUGGAGCAGGCAGACUGGAGCCUUAAGCUAGCAGUCUUUCCCCCUCCCCAGCCUCAUUGUUCUCAGAAGCCACUGACUUUGAAGGUGCUAGAUCAUUUUAUAGAUAAGAAAGUCAAUUACCACUUGGAGGAUCUGGGGAAAUGCUUUCCCAAGGUCACUGGAUGACAGCCAAGUCCAGUGGGAAAGCCCAGGUACCUGACUCUUGUCAGUGGGUGCUAGCUGGCCUGGACUGUGAGCCACCUAGCCUAUCUCCAGUCUAUCAAACUCUAGAUGUGAGCAGCUCAGCUAAUUUAAGUCUGGGCUAAUUGUCAGUGCCUCGGAAUCCUUGUGUGAAAAAGGCUCAGGCACCUUCCUUGGAUUGGGAAAGAUCGUUCCAGGUGUUAAGAUUGACCAAUGGCACUGAUUACUGGAGCUGUGGCGGCACAUUGGGCAAGGCUGGCGAUUCAAACCUACCAGCUGCUCCACCAGAGAAAGAGGAAGCUGCCUGCUCCUGUACCAAUGUAGCUUGGGAAAGAAAUCCGGUGACUCAGAACUGGCAUGGGCAGGGGGCUUGGCUUUUGGUUUUAGGAAAGUAGACCCAGAUUUAGCCUUGUUGUAAGAGUGGGUUAGGACUCAUCGCAACCUAAUGUACAACAAAACACUUUGUUCUUAGGUUUGAGCCCAUUGUUGCAAGCACUGUGUCCACGGUCUUUCUCUUUUUCGCAGCUCUUCUAGUUUACCAACCUUGAUGUCCUUCUCCAGGGACUGGUCUCUCCUGACAUGUCCAAAUUACAUGAGAUGAAGUCUCA
Messenger RNA from Echinops telfairi (small Madagascar hedgehog), 3710 nucleotides. It is a transcript of the gene DGUOK, whose product is annotated as deoxyguanosine kinase. Gene Ontology annotation, cellular component: cytoplasm; mitochondrion. Bases 1 to 882 code for a protein of 293 amino acids. Gene Ontology annotation, biological process: nucleobase-containing compound metabolic process. NCBI's taxonomy places the organism in Eukaryota, Metazoa, Chordata, Mammalia, Afrosoricida, Tenrecidae. The transcript is spliced from 7 exons. The record is from RefSeq and is a predicted model, not a curated record. Gene Ontology annotation, molecular function: ATP binding; deoxyguanosine kinase activity.